Messenger RNA from Aptenodytes forsteri (emperor penguin), 3832 nucleotides. RefSeq names its product NSF attachment protein gamma (gene NAPG). The record is from RefSeq and is a predicted model, not a curated record. The transcript is spliced from 13 exons. Gene Ontology annotation, molecular function: soluble NSF attachment protein activity; syntaxin binding. Lineage: Eukaryota; Metazoa; Chordata; Aves; Sphenisciformes; Spheniscidae. Gene Ontology annotation, biological process: intracellular protein transport. Bases 1 to 948 code for a protein of 315 amino acids. Gene Ontology annotation, cellular component: SNARE complex; vacuolar membrane.
AUGGAGAAGGGGGGCAGCGUAUGUGCCAGGCGACGUGACCUCGGGGGAAGGGAGAGGAGUCUGAAAACUGGAUUCUUAAAGUGGAAACCAGAUUAUGACAGUGCAGCUACCGAAUAUGGGAAGGCAGCUGUUGCUUUUAAGAAUGCCAAGCAGUUUGACCAGGCAAGGGAAGCCUGUUUACGGGAAGCUGAGGCACAUGAAAACAAUAAAGCUCUCUUCCAUGCUGCCAAAGCUUAUGAACAAGCUGGCAUGAUGCUAAAGGAGAUGCAGAGACUCCCUGAAGCAGUUCAGCUGAUCGAGAAAGCCAGUAUGAUGUACCUGGAGAACGGGACACCAGAUACAGCAGCUAUUGCACUGGAACGAGCUGGAAAGUUAAUAGAAAAUGUAAGCCCAGAGAAGGCUGUGCAGCUCUAUCAGCAAGCAGCAUCAGUGUUUGAAAAUGAAGAACGUUUACGGCAAGCAUUAGAAAUGCUAGGGAAGGCAUCAAGACUUCUAGUCAGAGGACGCAGAUUAGAUGAGGCUGCAUUGUCUCUUCAAAAGGAAAAAAGUAUUUAUAAGGAAAUUGAAAAUUACCCAACAUGCUAUAAGAAAACUAUUGCUCAAGUCUUAGUUCAUCUUCACAGAAAUGAUUAUGUUGCCGCAGAAAGAUGUGUGAGGGAAAGCUAUAGCAUACCAGGAUUUAAUGGAAGUGAAGACUGUGCAGCACUAGAGCAACUUCUAGAAGGGUAUGACCAGCAAGAUCAGGAUCAAGUUUCUGAAGUCUGUAAUUUGCCACUCUUCAAAUACAUGGACAAUGAUUAUGCCAAGCUUGGUCUUACCUUGGUGGUCCCAGGAGGUGGAAUCAAGAAGAAAUCGCCAAAUGCUGCACAAGACAAAGCAAGAGGACCAGCCACAGUGGGCUCUCAUGCUGAUGAGGAAGAGGAUGAAUAUUCUGGUGGACUGUGCUAACUACAGACAUAGGUUGUCUUAAAUAUCUGACUUAUUUGUGAUGUUGAGCAUAUCCAAAGGUACCAGAUUUACCAGAGCUUCAUUGCAAUUGUGAUAUGGGAAUGAUAAUAUUAACUUGGCAGCUUCUGGGUACAAUACAGGAGAAAAAGCAUCAUUGUGCCUAUCAUCUUGAAACAUCUUUGGAACUCAUUUCUUACCUGGUAGGAGCUUCCUGCAGUUGACGGGAAAAAUUUGAAAGAAAUUUUUACUAAAAGCACAGUUUAAAAGAAACCAAAACCCCAGAAGCACUGGAGUAGGGAGAGUGGUACAAAAUUUUAAAUGCUGGAUUUCAACAGCUGACGCUUUUUGGUCCCAGUAAUAUGUUUGUGACUGUUUUCUGAGUUAAAUAUACAAUCAUUCAUCUGGCUAUUUAUCUCCUGUUUAGCACCAUUUAAGGCAGACUGUGCCAGGCAGGAUUUUUCACUAGUAUAAGCACUAGGGGGAGCAUUCAGUUUAUUUGCAACAUGUUUUUACUCCACUGUGGAAUAUUAUUUUAAUAUCUUAUUCUUUGCAAGCAGUAUCCAUGUGGGUGUGGAAAAUACUAAGUCAACUAGUUUGAAGCUAUCUUGCAAGCUUCAAAGCACACACGCAUCUUUCAUCUUAGGAACUUUAUUGACCUGAAGUCUUUGGAAAUAAAUGUGUGCAUAGUGUUUGUAAUGUACAGCUUGGGAAUGGAAGGAGUGGAUGACCUUUCUUAGCAGUGUUUCUGAAGCAUGCCAUAACCAAAAAAGAAAUUGAAUGUAGCAGAUAACGUGCAUUGAAUAUAAAGCUCUGAAGACAAUGUUUAACAAAAACUUAGGUGGAAUGUUUCAAUGAUAUGUUUAGGUUCAUGAGUGGUCUAGGUGUUUAUUUACUAAUCAAUACGCUAGUCUAUGAAGACAUUUCAUUCUUUUAUAUUUUCAAAGCAUAGAACAGCUAUCUCUUACAAACGGCAUUUUUCAAACUAGCUCAGAAUCCAAAGUAACCAAAUUUUAAUGCAUCUUCUCUUAUUUUUAUUUGGUUUCACGUCAUCAUGUGUUUUGCAAGCUUCUGUAGUGUCUUAAGUUGACCAUUUUAUGCUUAAAAGUUGACAACACUGGAAGUUGGACCUGUGGUCUGUUUCUUCAGAAGAACCUAAUCAAGUCUGCACUAGGGUGAGAUCACUUGGAAUCCAGCAGGGAUUUGUGUGUGAUACAUGAUGCCCAAAGUUCAAUAAACAGUAGACCAAAAGCAGUGUUAAGUGUUGGUACAGUUUCUGCCAUGUUAAGGAAUUGGACGUCUUCAAAAAUAUCAAGCGUAUGUCUGACAUAUAUGUGAUGUCUGACAUUGGUGCGUCAGACAUAAUUGUGAUGAAGGUAAACUUUCAGAGGGUUAAUAUUCACUUUUCUUGGGGUGGAUAGUACUCAGUAGUAUUGUGAUGGGUGCACAAGCUACAGCAUGAUUUGCAGGCAGGGCUACUGUAAAAGUCACAUUAUUCAAUUUAAUGGGUGUUCAAAAAGCAGGGGUUUUUUCUUUGUAUUAUGUAAUAAUCAGCUUGGAUUUUAGAGCUAUUUGAGACUACACCUGUAGUUCUUUACUGUCUUGACAGGUAAUUUCCCUUUGUUAUUAAUGAUGUAUGUAGAAGUUUUUGCUCUUCUAUAAAAUAGUCUAAAUGAAAUUUUGGGAAUUGAGUUGCUUUUCUCUGAUUACAAGUAUACAUGAAAGAUGGUUUUGAAGACUUUCCUGUCACUCUUGUUUUUCCACCGUUGGAGCAACUCAUUCCAGUUUACUCAACUUCUGCCUUCUGGAUUUGUUCAUGAAGGUGACCAUGCACUUUUUGUGGGGAGUCUUUAUCACAAGUAGAAAAAAACCACACAUGUAGGAGCACUGGGAACACUAAGUAAUUUUCUUCAAGCUUUUCCUGCUGCUUCCAAUUCUGAAAUCAGUUUUGUUGAAUGGUCCCAAGGAGUCUGCUUUUUAGUGUGUGUGAACAGUUGUAUAUAUCUGAGAAGAUGACAUGCGUAAGAAGAAAAAUGGGAGCCUUGUGUGCUUCUGUGAAAGAACUUGCAGGCUUUAUUUAAACUGUGCUUGUAACACUAACAGGCUCUUAAAAGAAAAAUUAAAAUUUAUGCAUUAGAUUCUUAAAGCAUACUUUUCGUAUUGCCAAAAAAAUAAAAUAGAUGUGCAAGACUGUCUUCCCACUACCCCCCCAGCUUUUUUCUCUUUUCCUGUGCCGGGUGUGGAAAAUCUGGGACAAAAGUAACUUGUACUAAACACAUUAAGCUGCCAUUGAAUUGAAAGGGGCUUCUCUGAAUCUUAGGAGUAGAAUCUUAAUUUUUGAUUGCAAUGUUGCUGCAAAGACCAAAUCUGCAGAAAUGAAGUGUCUGAAAAUAAGAUGGUUUAUUUUAUAUAACUUAUUCUCCUAUUUUAGGCAAUGGAAGUGAUAGGAAUGUUAACUGCCUUUUAGUAAAUGUUUAACUAUAGAAGAAGCCAUCUGUAUAUCAUGUGUUAGUGUUUGUUUCUAUCUUUCAAAGCAAUUUGCACACAUAUGUAAAUAUCAUUAAGUGAUUUAAAGUGGAAGAGAUAACCAGCAAGAAAGUUUCCAAAACCAGUGCUUACCAUAAGAAAAAUAAAAUUAAAUUGUGCAUGAAGGCUGAGCAAUGGCCAAUGCAAUGUAUAUGUAAAAUCAGAAGAUUUCUAAAUUAUCUGUAACUUAAGACUCAGUAUGCCCAAGUGCAGUGUGAGACCUGUGCUUUAUUUGUUCUUUUUCCAAAUCUGUGGUGUAUUAGAGUACAAAAUGUGUUUGUAACAGCUCUACAGAUGCUGCUUCUUGAGAAGAGGCUAUGUGUUUCACCAACAUGAAAAAUAAAACUGGAAACUAACGCAU